AUGGUCGACAGCAUUUUUAGAACAUUCGUCACGCUGCUGUACUGCUGCUGGGCCCGAUUGCGGCAAAGUAUAACGACCAAAUUCGCCACCAUCAUGGACUUUAAACAGAACGGAUCACCGUCACAGCAAUCAUCAUCCGGCGGCCAACCACCGGUCGGUGGGUUGUUGUACGGUUCCGAUGCCCGCCACUCCGCCGCGGCCGUCCGCUUGCAAUCGCUGAAGCAGCAAGCAGCACACCACCAGCAAAUCAGCAGCACCACCAGCAGCAGCGGAACCAGCGGUCAACACACGGUUUCUAAUCCGAGCAGCACCUCGGGGCCUCCGUUGCGUCGAAGAUGUCGCAGUGAAAGUCUUCCAAUGGCACCCCUUCUUUACGGUGCCAUCGACCAGCAGCAGCAGCAGCAGGGUAGCAAGGCCAAGAGCAAGCUUCUGUCUGGCCACCAUCAUCCGCAUCACCCGCAUCAGCAAAGGCAAAAGUUUGGCCCUACGAUCGCGAUGCACGAUCAUCCCGCUUCCGGGGCCAGCGGGGGGGGCCUAUUCAUCGAAUCGUUUUCACUCUCGCAGCAGCACGCCAAUCAGUCGAACAGCGUCAGCAGCACCACCACCUCGGCCAGCGCGGCGGCCAACCGGAAGGUGCCACUUUCUCUGCCAACGCACGAUCUGCUGCCGGCGAUCAGUGUAACGCCCGGUGUUUCCGGUCUGCCGGCGAAGGAGAAUGUGGUACAAAAUGGCUCGGCGGCCGUCAACGCGAAGGAUGUGUUCAUGAGCGAGCUCGAUGGCUUCCGGAAGGAUCGGCGCUCGGGCGGGUACUACGUACCGAACGAGUGGCAGCUCGAGUCGCGGUUUGCGCGCAAUCUCGAGACACACUUUAGCACACGCACCAGCAUCCUGGAACGGAGCGGCGGUAGCCGAAAGUUGCGCGCCCGGAGCGAAUCGGAACCGCAGGAACUCAUUUACCACAGUGCCCACAGCCACAGUGCUGCCAACAGCCUUCUGACCGGCCUGCGGACUAUGCCCGGUCGGUACAGCCGUGAUAAUACACUCAAGCGGACCCGUGAUACAAUCUCUCCGACGCUGGAGACCGAUGAGUCGCUUGCGAUGGUCACGAGCUCUCCACCAACGACACCGCAGUCAAUUACGUCCUUCGUGUCCGCGCAAAAGGAUUCUCCACCGUCGAAGAUGGCCAACGCCGCGGGUGAAGAGAUGGAAGUUGGUCACGCCCAGCAGCAGCAGCGCCCGACGAAACCGACGAAAGCCUUAUCCGCUGUUGGUGGCCUGGUCAACGGUCGUUCCACGAAGGUGGUAACGGUCCGCGCGAAUCGUGUCGUCACGAAUCGGCUUAAACCAAAACUGGCCAGCACGCUGACCAGCACCGGUAUCGUCGGCAGCAGUCCAUCAUCGUCCUCGUCGUCGAUGCUGGGCAGUGAUGCGUCGCGCAAAUCCGCCUCCCCGCAGCCAACGCUGCGGACUUCGGCCAUUGCCGGUGCGGGGAAUGCUUCGCCGACACCUUCCGGUAUUUCGAUUGGCACGAGCGGCGGCGAAUCGGUACACACGCAAGAUCUGGAUGCCGACACGAUCGACCAGUCCGAUGCGGGCGAUGACGACGACGAUCUGGACGAUGAGUGUAACGGCGAGGAUGAUGACGAUCUGGACGACGAAAUUGCGAUCAUCGGCGACGAGGUGCUGGACGAUUCGCUCACCGAUUCGGAGGAUAACUAUCGGUCAUACCUGGCGGCCGCGUAUCAGAAACCAAAGUCACAAUCCGGUUCACCGUCACCUUCGUCGCUCGGCAAAGCGUCCUCACCGGUCGUUACGUCCAUCGGGAGCGUGUUCGGUGGACCCGCUCCGGAAGGUCCGCUCGCGCCCAGUCUCUUUCCGCACGUGCCGCCGUACCUCACGUUCGCCACACACGAGGAGAAGGGACCACCGAUGCCACCGUCCAUCCACAAGGUGCUGAAGUGGAAACUGACGCUCAUUACACCGAUCGUCGUGCGGAAGGUUCUCCUCAACAGUGGCUUCCGGUUGCUGAAAAAAACGAACGACUGGGUCGGUAUCUGGGGCAAACACAUGAAGAGCACGUGCUUCAAGACGCUGCGGCCGUACCAGAAGUUUAACCACCUCCCCGGGAGCUUUCAGAUUGGCCGCAAGGAUCGCGUCUGGCGCAACCUGCAAACGCAGAUGAACCGUCACGGCAAGAAAGAGUUUGGCUUCAUGCCGCGUACCUACAUUAUACCUCAGGAUUUGAAAAUGUUGCGCCAGCUUUGGCCACGCUACAACCAGCGCAACUGCAAGUGGAUCAUCAAACCACCGGCAUCGGCCCGGGGUACCGGCAUCAAGGUGGUCAAUCGGUGGUCCCAGAUCCCCAAGCGGAAACCGUUGAUCGUCCAGCGCUACAUCGAGCGUCCGCUGCUCAUCAACGGCAGUAAGUUCGAUCUGCGCCUGUACGUGCUGGUGACGUCGAUGAACCCGCUCCGGGUGUACAUGCACACCGACGGACUGGCCCGGUUCGCGUCGGUCAAGUACAGUGAAAAGUCGGAAACGCUCAGCGAUCGGUACAUGCAUUUAACGAACUACAGUAUUAACAAACUGUCGACCAACUACAGCCAAAACGAGGACGCGGACGCGUGCCAGGGUCACAAGUGGACGAUCAAGUCGCUGUGGUCGUACUUCGUCGAGCAGGGUGUCAACGUCGAUCGGCUGUGGAGCGCGCUGCGCAAUCUCGUUCUGCGCACGGUACUGUCGGGCGAGGGGCCGAUCCACGCGAUGUCGAAGGUGAACGUCGGCAGCCGGUACAACUGCUACGAACUGUUUGGCAUCGAUGUGCUGCUCGAUUCCGAGCUCGUCCCGUGGCUGCUCGAAGUCAACAUUUCGCCCUCGCUGCAUUCGGCCUCCUCGCUGGAUCUGCGCGUUAAGGGACCGCUCGUGAAGGCGCUCCUCAACACCGUCAUGUAUCAGAUUCCACCCAGAAUACCGAUGGCUGAGCAGAAAGAGAUUCUACAAGAACAAGGACUCGAGGGACCGCUGUGCUUCGACAAGCGCAUCUACACAACGAGCCUGUCGAAGGCCGAAAGACUGAAACAUAAUCAAUUUAUUCAGAAGGAUAUGUCCCGUGAAGACUACAUCAACGCGAUACUGGACGAGCUAACACCGGACGAUGUGCGGUGUUUGCUGCUGACCGAGGACGAACUGUCGCGCAGUGCGCCACUCGAAAGGAUUCUACCGGCCCCGAACAGCCACCGAUACAUUGGAUAUACCGAGCAUCCGCGGUACUACAAUCGGUUGCUGGACGCCUGGGAGCACCGGUACAGUCACAAUCGGGCCGACGGAAUCGCACUGCUGCAGACGCUGUGCGAAAAGAAGGUACAUCUCCAGGUGCCACCCAGCACGCUAAAGAAGGAUUGCAACAAUGAGCAACAGCAGAUGGACGGUAUGGGCAGCGAGAAUGGCUCCCAGGACAGCGGUAUCCACACCGACCAAACUAGCUCCUCGGAGCUACCGUCGCAGGAGUCGUCGUCCGUCUACCAGUCACAGGAAUCGAUCGACCAGCUUCCCGAGGACACUCCACGGCGCCAAGUGAUGGCCCCUCAAGCCGUCACCGAACCGGGCGACGUUACACUCACGUCACAGCCCAUAGUAAUCCGUGCCAUUUACCCGCCCGGCAGUGACAAUCUGCUGAGCACGCAAACGAUCGAGAUCCCGGUGGCGAUCCCAGCCGCGGCCCGCGGCGGUGAUACGCUGCCCUCCUCGGACGCACCGAAGACCGGCGGCGGUGAUGAUGUUGAUCGGAGCGACGGUCUUCGAUUAGGUGACAGAAUUAAGCUCAUCCUUGACGAUGCGCUCCUGCUCAAGCAACAAGAGUGCGGAGCUGGCGACACGGAGAACACCAUUAUCGUGCAGGAUUAAUGGGGAACUCGCCCCGAGACUGGGGCGGGUUGUAUACUAGAUAAUAGAUAGCGUUACGUUGGGAAACGAACCUCCUGGGUUGUUGGGUUGAUUCAGGGAUCGUCUGUAGAAAUAGCGGAGCCUCCCGGUUUCUGCGUACGUAGAAACGGGAGGCCAAACAAGCGUACGGAAUUGCUCUUUUUAUAUCUUCUUUUUUCUCUUUUUUCUCUAUCGACUCUUACAAUAUUCUUUUUUCUCAAUCGCUUUACAACAACGUGUCUUUUGUGUGUUCUUGACCUUCAUUUUUCUACUUAAGUUAGUUACGUUCUUAUUUGAAUUGCGUUCCGAGCCGGAAUCGAGUACUUGAUUCUGUCUCUCG
Molecule: messenger RNA, 4261 nt
Organism: Anopheles cruzii
Lineage: Eukaryota; Metazoa; Arthropoda; Insecta; Diptera; Culicidae
Gene: TTLL4B
Product: tubulin monoglutamylase TTLL4
Exons: 7
Coding region: 1-3903 (1300 amino acids)
Biological process (GO): protein polyglutamylation; microtubule cytoskeleton organization
Cellular component (GO): cilium
Molecular function (GO): tubulin-glutamic acid ligase activity; tubulin binding
Source: RefSeq, a predicted model, not a curated record